Messenger RNA from Stegastes partitus (bicolor damselfish), 1596 nucleotides. RefSeq lists its product as uncharacterized. The record is from RefSeq and is a predicted model, not a curated record. The annotation marks the transcript as partial. The transcript has a single exon. NCBI's taxonomy places the organism in Eukaryota, Metazoa, Chordata, Actinopteri, Pomacentridae.
AUGGCGAGAAUGCCUGCCAGCGGAGACACGGAGCAGGAGCAGAUGAGCUGCCCCGAGAAGAGCAGGGAUGAGGAUGAUGAGGAGGAAGAUGAAGAUGAGAUCCAGGAGGUCCAGAUCACUGGGGAGGAGGAGGAGGACGAGGAGUCCGAUAAAGAUGGUGGGGAGCUGGAGUGGGAGUCAGGGAGCACAGUGCUGGACUCCAGCGGUUCCACCGCGGAGACACAAGCGGUCGUUAUGCGGAGUAUGGACCGAGGAGAGGAGGAGGGAGAGGCGGACCCGUUCAGCAGCAGAAUCCCCUGUGGGCUGAUGGAGGGAGAUCUUCAGCGGUCAGAACGUAACAAGCUGAGUGAGAACACCCGCCUGGCGACCCGGUAUGCGGUGAGGAUCUUCAGGGAAUACCUCAGUGAGAAAGCCCAAAGUCCAGACUUUGAAACUCUGGACAAGGAUGCGCUCUGCGCGGUGCUGCGCUCCUUUUACGCGGAGGCGCGCUCCAAAAGUGGACAGUUGUACAGCAAGUCUUCCCUCAUCAGCAUCCGGAGCUCCCUGAACCGGUACCUAAACGAGCCGCCCUACUGCCGCACCUUGGAUCUCACCAAGGACCCAGAGCUGCGCAGCGCCAACCUGACCCUGGCCGCGGUCAUCCGGAGGCUGGAGGAGCAGGGCGCCGGUCCCGUAGUGCAGAAACAAGCCAUCACGCGCUCAGACCUGCGGAAACUGUACGAGUCCUCCGUGUUCAACAUCGACACCCCGUUCGGGCUGCUCAACAAAGUCUGGUUCGAGACCUGUAUGUAUUUCUGCACCAGGGGCAGGGAGAACCAGCGGGAGCUGGAGGAGGACUCGUUCGGCCUGGCCGUGGACGAGGACGGAAGAAAGUUUGUGUAUUUUAAGGCUCUGGGACCGUACCACAAGUCCCGCUCCGCUACCUGGACCAAGAAGCGUCCGGACGCAGACGAGGACACCUUGCCGCGGAUGUACGAGACGGGCACGGAGCAGUGUCCGUACGCAAGCUUCGUCCGGUACGUGUCCAAACGGAAUCCGCUGUGCAGGGCGUUCUUCCAGCGGCCCCGGGACCACUGCUGCGCGAGCGACGUGACAUGGUACGAGAACAAAGCCAUCGGAAAGAACCUGUUGGGCACGAGGAUGCAGAUGUUGUCGCGCGCUGCCAAGCUCUCCAAGACCUACACCAACCACUGCAUCGGCGCUGUCUCCAUAGCAACGCUCAACAGCAUCGUGGGGGCUGCGGGCUUCAGGCCGACUACCACGCUUUACGUUGCCUCGGAAACGGUCAACGGUCACGCGCAGUCCCACCUCCAGCUCGUGGUCCCGUACCUGCGCCGGGUCACCGAUGUUGCGGAUGUGAGUCCGAGGGGGACACCGACGGACGCGGCGGCAGCAACGACACCGACAGCUGCAGCGAGGAAAGUCAGCGCCGAGGAGGACUACGGAGCUCCCGCUGCCAAGAAGCUGUGCUUGCGUCCCGGGAAACGCGCAGAGUCGCCUGCGGAGCGGAGCGAGAGAGAGUCGGUGCCUGCGAGAGCUACGGAGUCCCACAACACACAGCCCGGUGUCCGGUCCCCGGCCGCUGUGCCUGCACAG